Molecule: messenger RNA, 636 nt
Organism: Prorocentrum cordatum
Lineage: Eukaryota; Dinophyceae; Prorocentrales; Prorocentraceae
Source: the annotation of a GenBank genome assembly
GUGCUGUGGAGGGCGCUGGGCUCGAACAUGUAUGGCGCCACUGGAGGGGAGGAUAUUAUCCGCGAGAUGAACCUCAGGUUCGCACUCGCCGACUACAGGGUGUGGUGGCAACGGGAGGAUGUGGAGUUGAGCUACAGGCUGGUCACGCUCACCAUGGCCAUGUUGGGAGCAGAACACAUACGAAAGCUUAAGACAAAAGCUGCAAAAACAUGGGUCCUCGUGCGAUUGGCAACUACCUUCUGUGAGAAGCACCUCGGCAGGUUCGAGGGAGCUGACGUCCUGGGGGCAGCAGGGCAGGCGCUGCUGUCUUAUACGGAUCUGUUACGCCCACAUGGUCGCAGGAUUCCAUGGGAUGGGCGCCAGUCGUUGCUUGAUCUUUGCUUGAGGCACAUGUUUCUGCUGGGCCAGGUCGGGUCCCCCGAGACCCCGAAGAGCCAUUUGUUUGCUCGCCUCACCCAGGGAAUCCCCAACUGGGGGGACCCCAAAUACGAUUCUACAUUGCUGGACGAGAGCCUCAACUUGACGAUGGCUGUUAUAGCGUCCGUGUGCCACAGACUCACGUGGGAAAUAUCGAUGUUCGACUGCAUGCGCCUCAUACCGCAUCUAGUCCGGAAUGGUGCGUGGGUUGUGAGUUGA